ACUUUCUGCAUGGUGUGCAGUACGGAGGGCGAUUGUGUUUCAUGGUCAGCUACACUUGCAACCGAGUUGUUUUAGCGUUAUUCAACAUGCCACUGGAACUGAAUGACUUGCAGCGGUCGAAGCAAUGCCACCACGUCGCCCAUGCUGCGCUGUGGGGUGCCAGAACAUACAUAGCAGGGAGAGUACUGUGUCAUUCUUCAUGUUUCCUAAAGAGCCAGCCAAACGCAAUGCUUGGGAGAUAAACGUGCGCAAAAAGAACUGCUGUUCUGUGCUCGGCGCACUUCACGGCAGACAGCUACAAUGAUGACCAGCGUCUUCUCGGCGAGUUUGGUAUAUCAGUGAAAAAGCAGAGGCGGCGGCCAGACGCUGUGCCGACCGCGUUUUCGCACCGUUCCGUCCUCCAAGCAAAGGCUCGGGGUGCUUUUGAAAAGCGUUAAAGGAAAGAGUUCAUACGAGCGCUGCAUCGGACUUGUUGGAUGACGGGUCCUAGGACGGGGCCCCGCUACCAGAAUGAGGCCAGUGGCACCUGGAGUCGCAACAACGCGCAGUGACGCAAGCUUGCUCAUGAUCAACUUCAGUGCAUUCCCGGUUGGACGGUGGGCCAGUGUGUUUCGCCACCUACGACCUGCGCACCAUCGACGUUGGAGUGUUCCGGCGGCAAUUUCCUGCAGCGGAUUCUGGGAGCGCCGGUCUACGUUCGAGCAGUGGCUUCUGGUUCUUUGCUCGUCAGUGGUCCUAGUGACCUGCGUGACGCUGACCUACACUUUCUACUACGCACGUGAGUACGGGAAAGCUGAACGGCUCAAGCAGGUUGGCAUCGAGUACUACGACUGCCAGGCGCAGUUGUGCAAGGACGCAGCCAUCGAACUCAAAGACACUCUCAACCUGAACCGGGACCCAUGCAAGAACUUCUACGAGUAUGCGUGCAGCCUGUGGUCCAGCCGAUACCCGAUACCUGAUGACAUGGGCCACUAUUCAGUUCACCACUUCGUCCGAGAUGAGGUCACCAAGAAGAUUUUUGCGACUCUCCGCAAGGGGCCGCUGGAGCAGCGGCUGAGUGACGAGACGACGGCGAUGCGGCUCUUCUACAGCUGCCACGACGUGCAUAGCCGCCAACAGGAGGCGCUGCGGCCGCUGACGCUUUUCAUGCGUAGCCUGUCGCUGAGCGAGUGGCCGUACGAGUUGGGCGAGCGGCUGCCACGCGCUCGCUUCUUGCUGCAGAGGCUCAGCGUCGACUAUGCGCUGCCCUUAGUCGUGUCGCUGCGCGUCGAGCCGGACCCUAGAGACGCGCACGCCAAUUUGCUGAGCGUCGACCUGGCUGAACCCUUGCUGCACGCGGCCGACGACGCGUUGCUGGCCGCGCACGCCGCCUACAUACGGCGCUGCCUGACGCUGAUGGGCGCGCAGGACGUUGCUGCUGCGGCUGUGGCCACAGAUGUGCAUGACUACGAGUUCGCCCUGGCCGAGCUUUCCAAGCAGCAGACUGUGCGGGAGCUGACGGAAUUCAGCAGCGACAACAUCGUUGCCCUGGACAAGCUGCGACAAGGACCCACAUCGCAACUCCUGGCGGGCAUCGUGCGCCAAGUGUACGAGCGCGGCGGAGUGGCUGCGCGGUGCGACGAGGAGCUGCUGGUGUGGAACGUCAGCAUCUUUCAGACGCUCGAUAAGUUCCUCGCCUCCGAAAACCGGCGCAUGCUUCUUAAUUACCUUGGCUGGCGAGUGGUGGCGCUGCUAGGUCCGGCCACCACUGUGGAGAUGAUGAAUGCCCGCCACGCAUUCUACAUGGCCAAGUCUGGUGCCGAGGAUCAGCCGCAGCUCCAUAGCUUCUGCUUCGAGCAGGCCACCCGGAUGCUGCCCGUGGCCGUCGGUCGCAUGGCAUUGCGCGCCCUGGGUGGCGCCGAUUCCGCGCAGCGGCUCGUAUCGCGGAUGGUGGAAGAGAUCAGGGCCUCGUUGCUGCUCCUGCUCCAAGGAAGCGACGUCAGCUGGCUCAGCGAGCAGUCCAAGGAGGUCGCCAUUACAAAGAUCAGACGGCUGAGGCUCAUCCAGCAGCCGGCGAACAGCACGGCGCUGGAUUGGGAACCCCCCGAGCUGCACCCAGACUCGAGCUUUGGCACCAAUGUGGUCGUACUUCUCUCAGCCAGGGCAGAACAGAUGUGGAUGCGUUUGGGAAAGUACAACCACAUGGACCGGAUACCGGUUCCACAAUUGCGCACAUCCAUAUCGUACGAUGUAUAUCGGAAUUCAAUCGUUGUGCCUGCCAUAGUGACUGGACUCUCGACGCCUGGUAUUCUGGCCCCUGAUCUCAGCCCUUCUAUCAACUUCGGCGCAUUUGGCUACCUGGUGGCCCACGAGAUGCUGCGAAGUAUCAUGUUCAGCGGUGGCGUCAUAGACGUGGACGGCCGUCUCCGCAAUUGGCACCUCCGGGACACUUCGGCCAAGUUCCGCAUUCUGGUCAACUGCUUCGAGUCAAUGCUACGUCGCACCAUCACGAGUGAGCUGACAAAAAGGUUGGCCAGGAAUGCGGUCGCGACAUCGGGUGAUGGACAUAUCUGGGACCUGUGCAACUGCCUGCAGUUCGACCCCUUCGUGAGUGCUGGUCGCAACCUGAAGACGAGUCGGCGUGAGUGUGGGUUCCUCGCGCCGACGGCCAAGUUGCUGUUGCGGGAACGGUAAUGACAUGAAGUCGUCGAGCCGGGCAGUGCAGCAGCGUCGACCAGCGACGGUGUCUUGGUGCAAGGACAUUUUAGAUGCGACGCAGCUUUUUUUAAUAUCCUGCGUAACUCUGUCCAUCUGUGGCUCCGUGCCAACAUGCCGCACCACGUUCCCCCCAUCGCAGUUGUUGGAACGACAUCAAGUAGGUCAAAUCGGAGCUGCGCGUUGACGCCACUCUCUCCCUUAUCCGCAGCAGCUGCCGGCUCCUUCCAACACAUCUAGGUGGUGUUGCUCAUGUCCGUUCCCAAGACACUUCUCUCUUGCUUCAUCCUCUCCACCUCCCGAAACGCUCGACCGCAUGUCGAAUGGAAGCACUCUUUCGGCUCGUUUAUCUGCGAUGAAAGUUACACGAAACCCAUAACCCGCCUCCCGUGCCUUUGCGUUUAAAAAACGUUUACUCAAGCAAAGGCUACGCCGUAUUUCGCUUCAGACCGUUCUUCCAGCACCCGCGUCGAUGCCCGUUUCAGCCUGGUCAACGGCGUGCGCACCGCUGCUGCUUCGCAUCCCAUCAUUGUUUUCUUCGGGGAGUUGGUUCAUGAUUUUUUCGGACAUGCGUUGUCAUCUUUCAUUAUAGCUUGUGUGGCUGAAUUCUCUAAUAAUUUUUUUUCGGUAUAUGGCUUGAAACAAAGUUGAGAGGUUGUGGGCGUGCUAUCAGCCUUUGUAAGGUCGUUUGCGCCUGGUGGCGCACUCCUGUCCCACUGAUAAGCCGCAUUUAGAGAUGACAGCGCUGAGCGGGAGGUGGCGCAAUGCUUGCACGUGAUUUUCAUCUCCGUCAUCAUCAUUAUGAUUAGUGCACCAGCAGCGACGCCCUGCGACCAGGUUAGGUGGGCGGACAGAAAAGAUUAGAGAGGCUCUUUUGGCGUGUGGCGGUAUAGGCGCGCAAACGGGUGCCUCUCGCAGUGGGUUCAUCGGAACGGCACUGCGGACCGUUUCCCGUUGUGGCGAGUCGAGCGUUCGCGACGCCGCCUUCGCGGUACUUUGUUUGUCCUCAUGUUUAUUUAGUGUUUGUCCUUAUGUUUAUUUAGCGUAUGAAAAUAUUGUGUAAGGUUGUUUAGUGUGUGGAUCACUAGUGAUGUAUUCAUUUGGCUGACAAUAUGGACGUUGUAAAAGUAGUUUAAUAAAUGUGCCUUGGUUUGGUCCAA
Messenger RNA from Rhipicephalus microplus (southern cattle tick), 3854 nucleotides. RefSeq names its product neprilysin-1. NCBI's taxonomy places the organism in Eukaryota, Metazoa, Arthropoda, Arachnida, Ixodida, Ixodidae. Gene Ontology annotation, biological process: protein processing. Gene Ontology annotation, molecular function: metalloendopeptidase activity. Gene Ontology annotation, cellular component: plasma membrane. The record is from RefSeq and is a predicted model, not a curated record.